AUGGACUCUGCGACCCCACCCACCGGUGCAUAUACGGAAAUCCCCGUGGAGCGCACAGCACAACUGAUUCGCGUGCGCCGCGACCUGAUCCUCAACCAGCCAAUUGGUUCGUUCAAGGGCCCCAACACACUUGGACGGUUUGCGCUGUCGUAUUCGCGUGCCCAGUCGUUCCGCUCGAUCGACCCCAGCUACGCCACGCGUCGCUCCUUCUUUGUGGAAGACGAUGACGAGAUCUUUGACCCCAACACUCUUGCGCCCGCCACGCGCGGCGCCCGUCUUUCAACGCUUAUCCACGACUUCCGCCGCCCCUAUGGUGCGGUGGAAUCAGACGAGGAGGAUUCUGACUCGGUCUUUGAUGAUACCCGUUCAUUCGCAUCCUUCCGCAACACCUACUCUACGGCAGCCCAAGGCCGCUUGCACCCGGCCCGGUCGCACAUAUCGCUCGUGGAGAGCACGCCACUUGUGUUGAAACACGUUGAGGAUGCCGAGGGCAAGGUGCACACGGUCAUCGCGGGCCAAUCCACUAAGCCGCAAACGGUGUUCAACUCUGUAAACGUGCUCAUCGGUGUGGGGUUACUUGCUUUGCCGCUUGGCAUGCGCUACACCGGCUGGGCUAUGGGCGGUUUUAUCCUCACGGUGUGCUGUGCCGUCACCUUCUGGUCCGCUGGCUUGCUUGGUUACUGUAUGGAUACGGACCAAACGUUGAUGACGUAUGCCGAUCUUGGCUAUGCAUCCUUUGGCUCCCGGGGCCGCCUUCUCAUUUCGUUCUUGUUCUCCCUCGACCUCCUUGGCUCGUGUGUGGCGUUGAUCAUCUUGUUUUCUGACUCUCUCAACGCGCUCUUCCCCCAAUUCUCCGUCACCCAGUGGAAACUUAUCGGCUUUGUGGUGCUCACGCCCUUCAGUUUCUUGCCUCUUAACGUUUUGUCCAUUUUUUCCCUCCUUGGAAUUACGUGCACCAUUUCUGUGGUGGUGCUCACCUUUUUUUGCGGACUUUUCAAACCGGAAACGCCCGGAUCCUUGGUUGAAUUCGCGCCGUUGAACAUGUGGCCCGACACUGGUCUCGAUUUUUUGCUCGGAGUGGCCAUUCUCAUGGCACCGUUUGGCGGCCACGCCAUCUUUCCAAACUUGAAAGCAGACAUGAGACAUCCCCAUAAGUUCCAGUCCUCGCUCAAGAUCACCUACGGUAUCACCUACGUCACAGACUUUUCCAUGGCCGUGAUUGGCUACUUGAUGUUCGGCACCAAGGUCGGGAACGAGGUUACCAACUCGUUAUUGUUGACUGGCGGCUAUCCCGCGUACAUCUAUUAUCUAAUCUCCGGGCUCGUCAGCAUGGUGCCGUUUGCCAAGCUUCCGCUCAAUGUCAACCCGAUCGUCAAUGUGCUUGAGGUGGUGUUGGGCUGUGAUAAGACCGCUGUUCGCGAGCAGCAGGCCUCCCAGAAAGUGUCCGGGCUAGGUUUACCCCUCUGGUGCAACGUAUUGUUGCUGAACGCGCUCGUUGUGACGGUCAACUUGCUGGUGGUGUUGAUUGCGAUCGUCAUGCCGGACUUUGACCGUGUGAUUGGGUUGAUGGGGGCGUCGUUGUGCUUUCUCAUUUGUUUGAUCUUGCCGACGUGUUUCUACUUGAGGUUGUGCGGGGAUAAGAUUGGAGGGGCUGAAAGAGUGUGUUGUUAUGUUUGCAUCGGGGUGAGUGUGGUGUUGGGGGUGACGUGUACGUAUGCAACACUCAGAAACUAG
Molecule: messenger RNA, 1734 nt
Organism: Babjeviella inositovora NRRL Y-12698
Lineage: Eukaryota; Fungi; Ascomycota; Pichiomycetes; Serinales
Exons: 1
Coding region: 1-1734 (577 amino acids)
Biological process (GO): amino acid transmembrane transport
Cellular component (GO): vacuolar membrane
Molecular function (GO): amino acid transmembrane transporter activity
Source: RefSeq, a predicted model, not a curated record